Molecule: messenger RNA, 798 nt
Organism: Lodderomyces jiufengensis
Lineage: Eukaryota; Fungi; Ascomycota; Pichiomycetes; Serinales; Debaryomycetaceae
Product: CET1
Exons: 1
Coding region: 1-798 (265 amino acids)
Molecular function (GO): polynucleotide 5'-phosphatase activity
Source: RefSeq, a predicted model, not a curated record
AUGAGUAACUUAUCUACAGAUAUAUCAAAUUGGUUAAAUGCAAGUUACAAAAAAGUCAAAAUUCAAGAUAGAGGGUUUGUGACUCUAGAUUGGAGACUUGGAAGUAUUAUUUCAAAAGGUUCAUUAGAUAGAAGUUUUUCAUGUCAAGCUCCAUGUGAAAAAUUAACAAGUCUGUUUAAAUUUACUAUGGCAGUAGAAGAAGAAACUUGGAUUGAUUCAAUUAAAAAGUUGACCAGAGCAGAAGAUAGAGAAGAUGAUGAUAAAACUAUAAGUUUGGGAUGCGAAGAAACCAUAUAUCACAAUUUUACUACAAAAAAUAUUUGGUAUAACAAUAUAUCGAUAUCUAAAAGUCUUGAAGAUGAGGAAGCAGAAUGGUCAGGUAUAGAAAAAGAAAGAAUAGCUGAUUUAUUCAUUUGUUUACCAGAUAGAAAUUAUGAUUUAAGAUUAUCAUUAUCAGUUAAAAAACCAAUAUCAGAAGUAUUAACCAAAAAAAUAAUGAGUCUGGGUAAAGAACCAUUUAUUAGAAAAAAAAAAUCAAAAUCAUGGCUAAGUCUAAAAUCAAAUACUCAAUUUAAUAUUAAUCAAUCUUCACAAAGGGGAAAAGUAUUAAAUCCUCAUGGUUAUACAACAAUUCAGAAUAUUAAUAAAUUUGAAAUUGAAUUUAAACCAAAUGUUAAGCAGAUGUUUGAAAUAAUCAAUAAUUCAUCAGAUGAGUGUAAAGAUCAAGAAUUAAAAGAAUUGAUAGAUGAAUCCUUAUUGAAAAUUUAUGAAAUUAAUACUGAACGUAUAAUCAUUUAA